Molecule: messenger RNA, 4147 nt
Organism: Linum trigynum
Lineage: Eukaryota; Viridiplantae; Streptophyta; Magnoliopsida; Malpighiales; Linaceae
Source: the annotation of a GenBank genome assembly
CCAUCUCGUUCCUUUCUUUUUCCAUUUCCUGAACGAAGAGAAGCAGAGCCGCGCAGAGCUCCUGUGGAAAUUUUCACAGCUCAAUUCUUGAAUGUUAGCAAUCCAAAAAUCCCGUAAGUAAUGCCUAAUUCAUCCAUACAUCGUGAUUUAUCAAUUUAGAGCUUUAAAACGAGUUUUUGGAUCAGGAAUUUCUUGAAUUCCCGAUAAGCCAAAUUAGGGUUUCGGAGUAUCCGGAAGCCGGAUUGAGCCCAAAUUUCAUAUACGAGCUUCCUGUAGAGAGGUAAUCAAUCCUCUAGUUCUAAUCCCUGAAUUUCGGCUAUUAUUUAGAUCGGAGCCGGGAUCGUUGAAUUUAGCUCUGGCCAGGGUUUGAUGUAUUUUUAUCGAGAAUUUGACCCGGAGCCCAGAACUAAUAUUGACGGGGAUACUGCAGGGGAUAUUAGGACGGUCUCGGAUUUUAAUUCGGAGUUUGUUCGUGAAAUUGACGUUUUAGUACGGGAAGGUUAAACCGGUGUUUGAACGACCAAAACUAGUGAGGGAUUAGCACGGCAUACCGGGUUUGUCGUAUCACGAUAAUUAUAUUGAUGCUUAGAAUUGAUCUAGGUGAAUUAGAAUGGCAUGAUUAGGGGUGUAUGGACUUUUGUGCUAUAUGAUGAACUAUAGGCUUCUGUAUGAUAUUAUUGACUUGCCCUAAUCGAUAUGAACCCUGUUUAUGCUGAUGAUUGUGUAUAUAUUGCAAAUUGUGGGCUUGACUAUUAAUAUGCUUUACGAUGGUUCGAGAAGGUGAUUAGGUAUGAUUUUUCAUGAUUGUUGUAUUUGGAUGCACAAGUGGGAAAAUAUAUAUUCCCUGGUGAUAUUAUGAUGUUUUAAGGAGGAUGACUUGCACGAGGGUUUAUCCCGAGGAAGUGCAACUAUACGACUCCUGGUUUACCUAUGUUGAGCCAAUUAUGGUCAGGUCAAGUACAUGUGUAAGUAAUGAAUUAUGAUUAAGCAAGCUGAGAUAUGAAUCAUGUACAAGGAUACCAAAUAUGAGUGUUGUGGUCUCACGGUCAACUACAUAGUAAUUAGGGCUCCCUAUGCUAUUACUCUAUUAUGAUAUGUAUGAUAGUCACACCUCUCAUGUGGUGGUGACUGAAGAAUUCUUACGAGAUAUGACCACACCCAGAGCGGUGUCGGGGUAUGACUACACCCAUAGUGGUGUGGGGUAUGUAUGACCACAUCCGACGGGAUGUUGGGGUAUGUAUGACUACAUCCGACGGGAUGUGGGGUAUGUUUCCCGGGAGAGUUAUUAGCAUGGGAGUAGCCAGGCGCCUAUGAGUAAAACAUGAUAAAAUGCAUAUGCAUAAGUCAAGGUGGUUGAGUCUUUUGCCUAUUGGGAUGUCGGAGGGCUGAGAUCUUAUCCUAGUGCUUUGGCUUGUUUGCUAGAUGUAUGGUAGUGGUAUGCUAUGUUAUGAACUCACGAUGCGAUGAUUAUCUCACUCAGCUAUGAGCUGAUCCUCUUUUUAUUCUUCUUCUUCUCUGCUUAUGCUAUGUGUAAGCAGAUCAUCAACACCAGCAGUAGAUAGGUGUAUAGGUGGGAGCUGAGCAAGAGUUGAAGGCAAGAUGAGGUAUGGUCUUCAACCAUUCUGUGCUUGGACGACUACUUGGGAUUUUGGCCAGUGAUCCACACCUUUUUGUAAAAGAAUGUUUUGAGAACGUUUUUCAUGUGCAUACUAGCUUCUGAUGUAGUGUUAGAUAUCCACAGGUGUGGAAAGUUGAUGAUAUGUGUAUUAUGUGGUUUUGUAAGUUAUGACGAUUAUGGCUUGUAUCAGUAUGGUAUGCAGGUGUGUAGUAUGAAACUGUGACUAUGGCUGUGAAAAGCCAAUGCAUAUGGUUGUGAGUAUAUAUGUUUGUGAUGAAUUAUUUUGCAGGAUAAGUUGCAAGACUGUUAGCCCAUUACGCGAGUAAUUCAUGUCGAAAUUUUAUUUGGGUAAAUUUUGAUAAUUAAUGUAACACCCAAGUUUAAUUCCGCUGCAAUUGUAUGAACAAUAUGAUUAGGCAAAAUGUAUAGGGUAGGGUGUUACAGAGAGAGACGAGAAAUCUAGCUCAGAUGCGGAAACCAUACUGUGAAGGAUGAGAAUAUGCUUCUGGCACUCAAUCAGCUCUUCUCCAAGCUCAAGCCGGGCUCCAAUGGUGAUGAAGAUCGAUCAAAGACACUUGCAGAAUCAGGUUCAUCACUUUCUCUCUCUAGGUAUACGCUUUUUCUCUCUCAAACUCGCGACCCUUCACUUUUGCCCUUCUUUUCCCUUAAGAAGCUGUCUGUCGCGAUCCCCUGCCUGAAUACCCGGUCGAGUAUUUUAGGUAGAGACCGGGUAUUCUCAAAACGCACCGUCGGGGACAGGGGGUUCAUCCCCGGUCAGGGUCAAGAAUACCCGACCGGGGAUUUAUGAUUAAUGCCCGGGCCCCCUUCUGCUUCUCAAACGCCCAAAACAGGUUUUCCCCGGUCUUCUCCGAUUAAUACCCGGUAGGGUAUUUCAGCCCAUGGUCGGGUAUUUUGCUCCUCCAGCACACUUCAACCCAAACGUGCUCCUUUCGACCCGUUUCUUCGCGUCGAUGCCAACGCUAAGCCCUGAAAUAUGACAUAAACGCACAACCUAGCGUGAAAUCGGCUUAAAACACGAGAAUCAACAUCUCAAACGGCUCAAGAAUAGGGGUAAACACAUGUGCAAUCAAUGGUCUAUCAAAUACCGUAUUGAAUUUGUCUAUAUUUGGUAUUACAGAAUACACAUAUUAUUUCUUGGGAUUGGGAUUCAUUUCAAUUGUUAUUCGGUAUUAGGGAUUACGGCAUUGGGAUUGGUAUAUACCGAAAUACCGAACAAUACCGAAAUAUAACCUAGUGUGUAUUUUAUCCUCUCAACCAUCGGUGGAUCUAGGGCUGGGCCAACCCGGGCCACGCCCCAGCCCUUUCCAAAUCCAGAGCUAGUAUAGAUUGUAUAGUGCUUAUAAAUUUUUAGAUUUUAGAUAUUUGGUCCAUUGUUAUUUAAAAGUCGGUCGAGUGUUAUUUGAUAAUAGGAUUUUGUGUAGUUAGGAAAAUAAUCUAGAUGAACAUAUCCAAUCAACUACACUCAAUUUAGCCUACAAUUAUAUUAUUGAUGGAUUUGCCAAAUUAAAAAGCCUUCUAGUAUAAUUGGCAUUUGUAAUGAAUGAAAACUACAAUUUAUUAGCCGAACAUUUCAGACUUUCCAAAUCGUAAGCCAAAACUUUUGAAAUACAAGAUAGUAGCCAAAUCUCUUACAACACAUCAAAUAUUAGCCAUUUGUCUAUUAUCGUUGGUAUUUUUGUAACUAUUCUCUUAAUUGUAAUACUAAAAUUUUGGAAUAUUGACUACCACAUGUCUCUUUCAAGUGAGUAUCAUGUUGCCAAGUCAAUAUUACUAACAAAACUGCUAACCAGUAAGUUAACAUUUGACUAAUACUUUGUAUUUUGAAAGGUUUGGCUAAUAAUUCAAAAACUUAGAAAGGUUUAGCUAAUAAAUUUUAUUUACCCAAUAUUUUUAUUUAUGAUAUCUAGUAUUCUAUUCAGAAUGCGGCCUAGUGCUCUAUUAUAUCCUAGAUCCGCUGGUUGGUUUAAUGUGUUCACAAGCUUCUUGGCUUCUAGUAUACCUACUCUCAUGGAAGAAGGGCGUAGGUCUCGCAAUUCCCUCUGACCCGGAGGAAUGAUAAAGUCUGACGAACCUUAUCUUGUAUUGCUUCCGAGGUCUGCCUUCCUUGAUUGAGCCCUCAAACUGGCACCGGUGGUUGCAUAUAUAAGAAAAGGGUAUAUCUCAUUUUCACUCAAUCUUUUCUACGGACGGAAGUCAACGCAAAAUAAGCGGCUUCAUCCACAUUGAGGGUCGGCUUGGUGAAAGGCGUGAUGCUAUCGUAUAUAAGGAAUCGCCUAGCCAACGCUCUACUUACCAACUGCCCUUCAUUCUAUUAGGGAGCUGGACUACAUAUAUAUGUAAGACGAUCGGACUACAGAUUACGUGCUAAACGGAUUAAUGAUACGAUUAUCAUCAAAUCAAAGGUGGAAGGAGAUUCUCACUUCUUUUGCGAAAGACCAUUCCCUUCAAGCACAUAAGCUCGCUCUACUACUUCGAAUACGAGAAAGAGAAUAUAAGACAAAGAGAUUC